CAUGAAGGCGAUGAUUCACUAAUGGAGGGGUUGGCUUAUCCACCAGCUGCAACGCCGCUCUCGAGCCUGCCCAUCUCACUUGAUGACCUAAUUGGCGAGCAGGUCAACUAUGGAACAGGGUUUACCCAUGAGCUCUGCUUUCUUUGAAAUUUAAGGUUUAAAACGAGGUAAAUGUGAGGUGGCACCGGCAUUUCUUUUUUUCUCUUCCCCCCCACCACGCACUUCACUUCUUUUCACCGAGUCACCUUCGCGUCUUCAGUUCACCUGCCACUUUUGACACGACCUCGGUGUUCCCGCACAAGUUCUGCUGAAUCCCGCACGCAUCGCCAUCAGGAUCCAGUCGCACUUUAGGACGAGAGAAAAAAAGCGAAACUUCUACUAGUCGUUCUGGGUGUCUCACGUUUACGCACAAGAUGAGUAAGUCUGACUCCGAGCCAAACAACAACGUCUCUAUUGAAGAGGAGGUACGAACUCUAUUUGUCAGUGGUCUGCCAACAGAUAUCAAACCUCGUGAGCUCUAUCUGCUAUUUCGACCAUUUAAGGGUUAUGAGGGUUCACUUAUCAAGUUGACAUCAAAGCAGCCUGUUGGGUUUGUAACCUUUGAUAGCCGUUCCGGGGCUGAAGCGGCCAAAAAUGCAUUAAACGGGGUUCGAUUUGACCCUGAAAACCCGCAGACCCUCCGGUUAGAGUUUGCUAAGGCCAACACGAAGAUGGCAAAGAGUAAGCUGAUGGGCACUCCGAAUCCCACAAAUAUCCACCCAGCUCUAGGAGCGCACUUCAUAGCACGGGACCCAUAUGACUUGACAGGGGCAACGUUGAUCCCAGCGUCUCCAGAGGCCUGGUCUCCUUACCCACUCUAUACCCAGGAGCUCAGCCCGGGCCUGCCCCACACUGCUUUCACCUACCCAGCAGCAGCCGCUGCCGCAGCAGCCGCACUUCAUGCUCAGAUGCGCUGGUAUCCCUCCACAUCAGACUCAUCCCAGCCUGGAUGGAAAUCAAGGCAAUUCUGCUAAAAAUAAAGUUUUUCUCUGCAAAUGGCACCUUCCAGCUCCGGUUUAAAAUCAGUCCAGUUCAUUUGAACUUGUGGUUUUUGGAUGUAUUAACUGUGGAAUUAGGCCAUGAAAAGAUGAAAUUUAAGCUCCCAUUGCUCAUUGAGCAUAUAUUGAAGUCAUAUUGCCAACAGCACAAAAAGAGGCAUAUUAGAUGGUACAAUAGACCUUAGUUGUUCUUAAUGGAUCAGCUCCUUGAACUUUUUUCCCCUUUAUUUUGUAUUGAAUUUAAGAUUAAUGCUCUUUCAUGUUCAUUAAUUGAGAUUUGCUAUGGGUCCAAGUAAAAUGAGACAAUCAACUGACAUUGCAGACACAAAGCAUGUAAGUUUUGGCAUGUAGUGUAGCUCUGUGCGUCAUUCUAGUAUGUCUGUUGCUUUCAUGACCGGUGUAACCUUGUUUGUUUGAUAGCUUGGUCAUUGAAGUUGCUUAUGUUAUGUACAUAACCUUGGCCAACUCAUUUUGAUGGGUGAUGUCCAGUCCGAUAGAUGGCUUCCCCUGCUAGUUUCCACUGUAACGCAUCACAGAGGGAAUGAUAGCUUUUCAAAAUAUGAGACUAAUUCAAUCUAGUGUAUAUCUGGGGAGAAAAGUGUUUGCGCAAAUUGAAAAUAAGUAAUCUGUAUAAGUUAUUGGUUACUCUUGCUUUGUUUUGAUGUUUGUUUUUGUAUAAAUGUCCAUUUUUAGCAGUUUCAGAGAUUAAGUUGUAAUUUUCUUUGGUUUGACUGUCAGUGUGGCACAAACUAACAUUAUAUGGACAGCAAAUUUGGCUGCUAACAUGAAAAUGCUGUUUCAAGUUAAUACUCUGAAUAUAAAGAUAUGCUACAAUGGUGCAUGAUUUUAAUGUGGGUAUAGUAAUGGUUAAUUCAGACAUUAGAAGUGUAUUUGUAAAAAAAAAAGUUUGUGAAAAUACUACUGUAUGAUGGUAUUAAAAUGGGAAUGCAUUAAAA
Messenger RNA from Rhinichthys klamathensis goyatoka, 1993 nucleotides. It is a transcript of the gene rbpms2b, whose product is annotated as RNA binding protein, mRNA processing factor 2b. NCBI's taxonomy places the organism in Eukaryota, Metazoa, Chordata, Actinopteri, Cypriniformes, Leuciscidae. The transcript has 8 exons. The coding region runs from base 414 to 1013 and encodes 199 amino acids. Gene Ontology annotation, molecular function: protein homodimerization activity; mRNA binding. Gene Ontology annotation, biological process: negative regulation of smooth muscle cell differentiation. The record is from RefSeq and is a predicted model, not a curated record.